AUGGAGGGAAGUUCUUCUUCUUCUUCUUCUUCUUCUCAAUUCUCAAAGUCUUUUUCUGAUGUGGAUGAUUCACUACUCUUGGUUGAUGAUUUCUACUUUUCAGCCCUCUUUGAUUCUGAAGAAUUAUUCCCAAUCAAUGAUGAAAAAUAUGCAGAGGAACUACACUUACAAGAAGCUCUGUAUUCUUCUGUUAUAAGCCUCAAGAGAAAACUCAAAGAGGUUCAUUCUGAAUCUUCUACUCAUCAAUCUCAUCACCAUCAUCAUCAUAGUUAUCUUCAUGAUCAUCAAGUAUUCUUGUGUGCUAUUUGCAUGGAUUCAAAACCAUCCCAAGAGAUUUUCAUCAACCAAAACUGCAACCACUCAUUCUGUGAUGAAUGCAUUGCAAAAUAUGUAGCUGCAAAGAUUCAAGAGAAUGUAUCAAAUGUGAAGUGUCCUGAACCAAAAUGCAGAGGAAUAUUGGAGCCUCAGAAUUGCAUGUCAAUAAUUCCAAAGGAAGUGUUUGAAAGAUGGGAGAAUGCACUUUGUGAGAAUCUGGUUCUUGCAACAUCAAAGAAAUUCUAUUGCCCUUUCAAGGAUUGUUCAGCAAUGUUGGUGAAUGAUGAUGGGAAUGAAGUUGUGACUUGUUCUGAGUGUCCACAUUGUCAUAGAUUGUUCUGUGCACAGUGUAAAGUUUCAUGGCAUGCUGGAAUGGAAUGUGGUGAGUUUAUGAGUUUGAAUGAAAAUGAAAGAGAGAAGGAAGAUCUUAUGGUGAUCAAUCUUGCAAAGGCUAAGAGAUGGAGAAGGUGUUCUAAAUGCAGAAUUUAUGUUGAAAAGAAUGAGGGAUGUUCACACAUUUCUUGCAGGUUUGGUUAA
This is a messenger RNA of Arachis stenosperma, 852 nucleotides long. RefSeq names its product E3 ubiquitin-protein ligase RSL1-like. Gene Ontology annotation, molecular function: zinc ion binding; ubiquitin protein ligase activity; ubiquitin conjugating enzyme binding. The transcript has a single exon. Gene Ontology annotation, cellular component: cytoplasm; ubiquitin ligase complex. The record is from RefSeq and is a predicted model, not a curated record. Bases 1 to 852 code for a protein of 283 amino acids. Lineage: Eukaryota; Viridiplantae; Streptophyta; Magnoliopsida; Fabales; Fabaceae. Gene Ontology annotation, biological process: positive regulation of proteasomal ubiquitin-dependent protein catabolic process; protein polyubiquitination; ubiquitin-dependent protein catabolic process.